AUGAACGAUGCUUCCAGCAAUCUUCGACAGCGACAAAGGGCUCAAUUUCCAUGGGAUGGACCCUCGAAUGAAAGAGAACAACAACGAGGAGGUCGUGGUUCCCGUGCUCGUUCCAAUACUCGCAGUCGAACACGAAAUAACAAUCAUCGACCACGAACAUCACCCAAACAGCAAAUCUUGCUGUUACUGGCUUCCAUAGCGGGACUUGGAGCCUGGUAUUUGACACCAUUAUCGGAAUAUGUCAUUGAAUUUAUGCUUUUACAAGUCCCCAUUGAGGCUGACAUGGAACUGGGACGCCAAGCCAUGCGACAAGAAAAAUCCAAGAAAGGACGAGCAGGAGGGUUUCCUCCCACCAUUCAUCAUCCGCGAUGGACUCCAAAAUUGCAGUCGAUUGGUUGGGAUUUGAUAGAUACUUCCAAAAUUCCCAAAACCAAACAAUAUCAAUGGGAUUUUGGAGUGGUCAAUGAUGACCAAAUGGUCAAUGCCUUUGCCCUACCUGGUGGUGUCAUUCGGGUCACGUCUGGAUUGCUCCAGCAAUUGCACCUUUCCGAUGGCGAGUUGGCCGCCUUGAUUGGUCAUGAGAUGGGACAUGUUCUGCAUCGACAUUCCCAAGCGCGGAUAUUGCAACAAGAGGUAUUGCAGUACAUUUUGAAAGCCUUGGUGUACCAAGACGACGAUCCGCAUCAAGAAAGCUUUGGCGAAGCCAUUGGAGAACUCAUGGUCAAGUCAGCAGAUUGGUUGGGCCAGCAAUCUUUUUCUCGUUCCAAUGAAUAUCAAGCAGAUGCGGCUAGUUGGGAUCUGUUGGUAUAUUCUUCCAAGUAUAAUCCACAAGCCUUGCAGUCCCUCUUGAACAAAUUGUGGGAAUACCAUGGGAAACAGGGAGGGAAGACUUCUUGGGAUAGUACUCACCCGGGGACAUUGGAUCGCAUCGGUGCCUUGGAUAAAAAAUGGGAGUCUCUUUCGUAUCAAGAAAAACGGAAACUAGCUCGGAAUACACUGUCAUAG
This is a messenger RNA of Cylindrotheca closterium, 1005 nucleotides long. The record is from the annotation of a GenBank genome assembly. Lineage: Eukaryota; Bacillariophyta; Bacillariophyceae; Bacillariales; Bacillariaceae.